AUGGCAGCUUCAAUGCUAUCGCGUUCUACCUCGACAUAUGUGAUAUGUUGGCCAAGGAAGGACUGUGAGUCUUCGGGAUGGAUUUUGGCUCCAUCGGAAGUACAGGACGCGUAA
This is a messenger RNA of Parastagonospora nodorum SN15, 114 nucleotides long. RefSeq lists its product as hypothetical. NCBI's taxonomy places the organism in Eukaryota, Fungi, Ascomycota, Dothideomycetes, Pleosporales, Phaeosphaeriaceae. The transcript is spliced from 2 exons. The record is from RefSeq and is a predicted model, not a curated record. The coding region runs from base 1 to 114 and encodes 37 amino acids.